Messenger RNA from Oncorhynchus masou masou (cherry salmon), 1006 nucleotides. Its product is annotated as ras-related protein Rab-5B-like. Gene Ontology annotation, cellular component: Golgi apparatus; endosome. NCBI's taxonomy places the organism in Eukaryota, Metazoa, Chordata, Actinopteri, Salmoniformes, Salmonidae. Gene Ontology annotation, molecular function: GTPase activity; GTP binding. The transcript has 6 exons. The record is from RefSeq and is a predicted model, not a curated record. Bases 348 to 1004 code for a protein of 218 amino acids.
UAAAGACAUAUUUUUGGUAAUGAAAAACAGUCUGUUUUGAGACUGCGGGCCUUUGCACCUGACGAACUAAAACGUGGAGGAAUGCGGUUAUCUAUCCGUUUAAGAAAAUCGAGAAUGCGACACUGACUGCGACUGCGCGAAUUUGCAGGAAGUGUUAAUAGUCGUUUUACCAGCUGAUAUAUUGUCAACAGUCUCAAGACGGGGACCUCUGAUCGUUUCAGAGAGCGCCGAUAUCGUCACUGCAGAGAGAAAAAGAGGAGAGUUGGAGAAAGACUUCACGUCCCAGAGUCCCCUGUAGUCUGAGCUCCCAUCACUGGGAGGCUCCCACCCUCCUCAUCUCUGUCACCAUGGCUACCAGAGGGAGUGGCCGGCCCAACUGCAUGCUGCCCCAGACAAAGAUAUGCCAGUUUAAACUGGUGUUGCUGGGAGACAUGGCUGUGGGCAAGUCCAGCCUGGUGCUGCGCUUUGUCAAGGGACAGUUUGAUGAGUUCCAGGAGACCACCAUUGGAGCUGCAUUCCUGGCCCAGUCUGUGUGUCUAGACGACACCACUGUGAAGUUUGAGAUCUGGGACACGGCGGGACAGGAGCGCUACCACAGUCUGGCUCCCAUGUACUACCGCGGGGCACAGGCUGCUAUUGUGGUCUUUGACAUCACCAAGCCGGAAACGUUUGAGCGAGCCAAAGCCUGGGUGAAGGAGCUACAGAGGCAGGCUAGCCCCAACAUUGUCAUCGCGUUGGCAGGGAACAAGGCUGACCUGGCUGAGAAGAGACUAGUGGAGUACGAGGAGGCCCAGACCUAUUCUGAAGACACUGGGCUUCUCUUCAUGGAGACCUCUGCCAAGACGGCCAUGAAUGUCAACGAUCUGUUCCUGGCCAUUGCCAAAAAGAUGCCAAAAACAGACACCCAGAACCCUACACACGCAGCACGACACAGAGGAGUGAACCUACAGGACCCUGAUGCCCACAACACCCCAUCCUGCUGUGGUGGAGGAGGAGGGAACUAGGA